AUGCAAAACGGGGCGUUUCGGCUCAUCGUGCCCAUUGUGAGGCUUGUUUGCGGGGAGUUCAGCCAGCCGCGACCAUCUCGGCCAAACACGAGGGCCUUACCUACCGUUCGUCUAAUCUCACUAAUUACAACAGUCAACACUUUCAAAUCCUUCUGAUUCGAAAGCUUGAUUAGUGAAGAAAAUGAGAUUUUUUUGAGGUUAUUGCCAUUUUGUAGAGCCUUUUUUGUGUGUCGAAAUUUCACUAAAAGUAUUUAUUUUUAAGAAAAUCGAUAGCCAGACUUCUAAGUGAUUUUCUGAGGUUUUUCAAGGCUUUUUGCCUAUUAUUUUUUUAGCCUUGGUUUAAGUUCAACCUUAAUAAAGUUAAAAAAUCAAUUCUUAUCCCGAACUAAACUUUUAAAACUUUAAAAAUGCCUACAGCCCAAACCGAGAACUUUAUUAGAAUAAUAAGAUGUUGAUAUCAAUAAUUCCUCUAAAAAUGGCUGAAUUUAAUGAUUUUUAUAGUCUCGCCCAACCCGAAACGACUUACGCGCUGAGGCACAGGAAAUCCUUGGAUUAUCGCGCUCCUUCAAGACGACUUCAAAACGUUUUUUUAAAACUACAGGCGCAUUAUUUUGAGCCAUUUCUAGUGUGACCAUAGACUUACAGUGAAAAAAGAGAAGAAAGUGACGGUUACUGGGAAAAUUUUUAUAGGCCACUAUAGAGGCUCGCCAAGGACUACUUAGAGAGGACACUAAACCCACCUCUACAGUGGUCACUAUUUUCCGUUUUAGUGGCCACUUGAGUAGUUUUCCAUCCGGUAUUCCCUCCAGUAACUCGGAUAACUUUAAAACAAACAGAUUGGACCAGUUAUGUUGAUCCAUUGACCCCUAAAGUGGCCACUAAAAUGUUUAGUGGUCUAAUAGUAGCACUUAGACCUCUAUAGUGGCCUCUAAUUUUUAACCCCUUAAGUGUCGACUAGUUUGACUACUAUAUUGGCCACUAAGACAUCAAAACCCCAUAGUGGCCACUAAAAAUUUUCCCCGUAAAUCAAAAAAAAAGAAGAUGGUUCCUUCUUGUUUUCUAAUCACUUUUGUACGAUCAAAACUGAAAGAGACCAAACUUUCUAGUUCCAAAGAACAAUUAUGGCUAUCGAGACCAAGAUUCAAGCCCGAUUCUCCAGAUACCUAGCCUCUCAACAACCGUCGUCCUACGAGUCGUUGGCGCAUAUCAGUAAUGAUCGAUGAGCCGGGCUCAAUUGUCCGGUGGCUGUCAAUUAAAAGCGCGUAAUUCGUCGCUUCCCCCAACGCCACUCAUUUAACCUCCUCGACCCCAAGGCUUAUGCAAUUGAUGGGAAAGGAGAGUUUGAUCCGCUUAAUUACAAUCGCCCUGGGGAUUUCGGUGUGGUAAGUAUCCAGAUAGUUGGCAUUAUUUGGGAGCUGCAAAGCCAGUACUACCUCUUGGGAGCUGCAAAACCAGUACUACCUUUUGGGAGCUGCAAAGCCAGUACUACCUUUUGGGAGCUGCAAAAGUAGUACUACCUUUUGAGAGCUGCAAAGCCAGUACUACUUUUUGGGAGCUGCAAAAGCAGUACUACUUUUUGGGAGCUGCAAAGCCAGUACUACUUUUUGGGAGCUGCAAAAGCAGUACUACUUUUUGGGAGCUGCAAAAGCCAGUACUACCUUUUUGGGAGCUGCAAAAGCCAGUACUACCUUUUUGGGAGCUGCAAAAGCUAGUACUACCUUUUGGGAGCUGCAAAGCCAGUACUACCUUUUUGGGAGCUGCAAAAGCCAGUACUACCUUUUUGGGAGCUGCAAAGCCAGUACUACUUUUUGGGAGCUGCAAAAGCAGUACUACUUUUUGGGAGCUGCAAAGCCAGUACUACUUUUUGGGAGCUGCAAAAGCAGUACUACUUUUUGGGAGCUGCAAAGCCAGUACUACCUUUUGGGAGCUGCAAAGCCAGUACUACCUUUUGGGAGCUGCAAAAGCAGUACUACCUUUUGGGAGCUGCAAAGCCAGUACUACCUUUUGGGAGCUGCAAAGCCAGUACUACUUUUUGGGAGCUGCAAAAGCAGUACUACUUUUUGGGAGCUGCAAAGCCAGUACUACUUUUUGGGAGCUGCAAAGCCAGUACUACUUUUUGGGAGCUGCAAAGCCAGUACUACCUUUUGGGAGCUGCAAAGCCAGUACUACUUUUUGGGAGCUGCAAAGCCAGUACUACUUUUUGGGAGCUGCAAAAGCAGUACUACUUUUUGGGAGCUGCAAAGCCAGUACUACCUUUUGGGAGCUGCAAAGCCAGUACUACCUUUUGGGAGCUGCAAAAGCAGUACUACUUUUUGGGAGCUGCAAAGCCAGUACUACCUUUUGGGAGCUGCAAAGCCAGUACUACCUUUUUGGGAGCUGCAAAAGCCAGUACUACCUUUUUGGGAGCUGCAAAGCCAGUACUACUUUUUGGGAGCUGCAAAGCCAGUACUACUUUUUGGGAGCUGCAAAAGCCAGUACUACCUUUUUGGGAGCUGCAAAGCCAGUACUACCUUUUGGGAGCUGCAAAAGCCAGUACUACCUUUUUGGGAGCUGCAAAGCCAGUACUACCUUUUUGGGAGCUGCAAAGCCAGUACUACCUUUUGGGAGCUGCAAAGCCAGUACUACUUUUUGGGAGCUGCAAAAGCCAGUACUACCUUUUUGGGAGCUGCAAAGCCAGUACUACCUUUUGGGAGCUGCAAAGCCAGUACUACCUUUUGGGAGCUGCAAAGCCAGUACUACCUUUUGGGAGCUGCAAAAGCCAGUACUACUUUUUGGGAGCUGCAAAAGCCAGUACUACUUUUUGGGAGCUGCAAAGCCAGUACUACCUUUUUGGGAGCUGCAAAAGCCAGUACUACCUUUUGGGAGCUGCAAAGCCAGUACUACCUUUUUGGGAGCUGCAAAGCCAGUACUACCUUUUUGGGAGCUGCAAAGCCAGUACUACCUUUUUGGGAGCUGCAAAAGCCAGUACUACCUUUUUGGGAGCUGCAAAGCCAGUACUACUUUUUUGGGAGCUGCAAAAGCAGUACUACCUUUUUGGGAGCUGCAAAGCCAGUACUACUUUUUGGGAGCUGCAAAAGCCAGUACUACCUUUUUGGGAGCUGCAAAGCCAGUACUACCUUUUGGGAGCUGCAAAAGCCAGUACUACCUUUUUGGGGAGCUGCAAAAGCCAGUACUACCUUUUGGGAGCUGCAAAGCCAGUACUACCUUUUGGGAGCUGCAAAAGCCAGUACUACCUUUUGGGAGCUGCAAAAGCCAGUACUACCUUUUUGGGAGCUGCAAAGCCAGUACUACCUUUUUGGGAGCUGCAAAGCCAGUACUACCUUUUUGGGAGCUGCAAAAGCCAGUACUACCUUUUGGGAGCUGCAAAGCCAGUACUACCUUUUUGGGAGCUGCAAAAGCCAGUACUACCUUUUUGGGAGCUGCAAAGCCAGUACUACCUUUUUGGGAGCUGCAAAAGCCAGUACUACUUUUUGGGAGCUGCAAAAGCCAGUACUACUUUUUGGGAGCUGCAAAAGCCAGUACUACCUUUUUGGGAGCUGCAAAGCCAGUACUACUUUUUGGGAGCUGCAAAAGCCAGUACUACUUUUUGGGAGCUGCAAAAGCCAGUACUACCUUUUGGGAGCUGCAAAGCCAGUACUACCUUUUGGGAGCUGCAAAGCCAGUACUACUUUUUGGGAGCUGCAAAAGCAGUACUACUUUUUGGGAGCUGCAAAGCCAGUACUACCUUUUUGGGAGCUGCAAAAGCCAGUACUACCUUUUUGGGAGCUGCAAAAGCCAGUACUACUUUUUGGGAGCUGCAAAAGCCAGUACUACCUUUUUGGGAGCUGCAAAGCCAGUACUACCUUUUUGGGAGCUGCAAAAGCCAGUACUACCUUUUUGGGAGCUGCAAAGCCAGUACUACCUUUUGGGAGCUGCAAAGCCAGUACUACCUUUUGGGAGCUGCAAAGCCAGUACUACUUUUUGGGAGCUGCAAAGCCAGUACUACCUUUUGGGAGCUGCAAAGCCAGUACUACCUUUUGGGAGCUGCAAAGCCAGUACUACCUUUUGGGAGCUGCAAAAGCCAGUACUACUUUUUGGGAGCUGCAAAGCCAGUACUACUUUUUGGGAGCUGCAAAAGCCAGUACUACCUUUUGGGAGCUGCAAAAGCCAGUACUACCUUUUGGGAGCUGCAAAGCCAGUACUACCUUUUUGGGAGCUGCAAAGCCAGUACUACCUUUUUGGGAGCUGCAAAGCCAGUACUACCUUUUUGGGAGCUGCAAAAGCCAGUACUACUUUUUGGGAGCUGCAAAGCCAGUACUACCUUUUUGGGAGCUGCAAAGCCAGUACUACUUUUUGGGAGCUGCAAAAGCAGUACUACUUUUUGGGAGCUGCAAAGCCAGUACUACCUUUUUGGGAGCUGCAAAAGCCAGUACUACCUUUUUGGGAGCUGCAAAGCCAGUACUACCUUUUUGGGAGCUGCAAAAGCCAGUACUACCUUUUUGGGAGCUGCAAAGCCAGUACUACCUUUUUGGGAGCUGCAAAAGCCAGUACUACCUUUUUGGGAGCUGCAAAAGCCAGUACUACCUUUUUGGGAGCUGCAAAGCCAGUACUACCUUUUUGGGAGCUGCAAAGCCAGUACUACCUUUUGGGAGCUGCAAAAGCCAGUACUACCUUUUUGGGAGCUGCAAAGCCAGUACUACCUUUUUGGGAGCUGCAAAAAGCCAGUACUACUUUUUGGGAGCUGCAAAGCCAGUACUACCUUUUUGGGAGCUGCAAAAGCAGUACUACUUUUUGGGAGCUGCAAAGCCAGUACUACCUUUUGGGAGCUGCAAAGCCAGUACUACCUUUUUGGGAGCUGCAAAGCCAGUACUACCUUUUUGGGAGCUGCAAAGCCAGUACUACCUUUUUGGGAGCUGCAAAGCCAGUACUACCUUUUUGGGAGCUGCAAAAGCCAGUACUACCUUUUUGGGAGCUGCAAAGCCAGUACUACUUUUUGGGAGCUGCAAAAGCCAGUACUACCUUUUUGGGAGCUGCAAAAGCCAGUACUACCUUUUUGGGAGCUGCAAAGCCAGUACUACCUUUUGGGAGCUGCAAAGCCAGUACUACCUUUUGGGAGCUGCAAAAGCAGUACUACUUUUUGGGAGCUGCAAAAGCAGUACUACCUUUUGGGAGCUGCAAAGCCAGUACUACUUUUUGGGAGCUGCAAAAGCAGUACUACCUUUUGGGAGCUGCAAAGCCAGUACUACCUUUUUGGGAGCUGCAAAAGCCAGUACUACUUUUUGGGAGCUGCAAAAGCCAGUACUACCUUUUGGGAGCUGCAAAGCCAGUACUACUUUUUGGGAGCUGCAAAGCCAGUACUACUUUUUGGGAGCUGCAAAAGCAGUACUACCUUUUUGGGAGCUGCAAAGCCAGUACUACCUUUUUGGGAGCUGCAAAGCCAGUACUACCUUUUUGGGAGCUGCAAAAGCCAGUACUACCUUUUUGGGAGCUGCAAAGCCAGUACUACCUUUUUGGGAGCUGCAAAGCCAGUACUACCUUUUUGGGAGCUGCAAAGCCAGUACUACCUUUUUGGGAGCUGCAAAAGCCAGUACUACCUUUUUGGGAGCUGCAAAGCCAGUACUACUUUUUGGGAGCUGCAAAGCCAGUACUACCUUUUUGGGAGCUGCAAAGCCAGUACUACCUUUUUGGGAGCUGCAAAGCCAGUACUACCUUUUUGGGAGCUGCAAAGCCAGUACUACCUUUUUGGGAGCUGCAAAGCCAGUACUACCUUUUUGGGAGCUGCAAAGCCAGUACUACCUUUUUGGGAGCUGCAAAAGCCAGUACUACCUUUUUGGGAGCUGCAAAGCCAGUACUACUUUUUUGGGAGCUGCAAAAGCCAGUACUACCUUUUUGGGAGCUGCAAAGCCAGUACUACCUUUUUGGGAGCUGCAAAGCCAGUACUACCUUUUUGGGAGCUGCAAAGCCAGUACUACCUUUUUGGGAGCUGCAAAAGCCAGUACUACCUUUUGGGAGCUGCAAAAGCCAGUACUACCUUUUUGGGAGCUGCAAAGCCAGUACUACCUUUUUGGGAGCUGCAAAAGCCAGUACUACCUUUUUGGGAGCUGCAAAGCCAGUACUACCUUUUUGGGAGCUGCAAAAGCCAGUACUACCUUUUUGGGAGCUGCAAAGCCAGUACUACCUUUUUGGGAGCUGCAAAAGCCAGUACUACCUUUUUGGGAGCUGCAAAGCCAGUACUACUUUUUGGGAGCUGCAAAGCCAGUACUACCUUUUUGGGAGCUGCAAAAGCAGUACUACCUUUUUGGGAGCUGCAAAGCCAGUACUACUUUUUUUGGGAGCUGCAAAAGCCAGUACUACUUUUUGGGAGCUGCAAAGCCAGUACUACCUUUUUGGGAGCUGCAAAGCCAGUACUACCUUUUUGGGAGCUGCAAAAGCCAGUACUACUUUUUGGGAGCUGCAAAGCCAGUACUACCUUUUGGGAGCUGCAAAGCCAGUACUACCUUUUUGGGAGCUGCAAAGCCAGUACUACCUUUUGGGAGCUGCAAAGCCAGUACUACCUUUUUGGGAGCUGCAAAGCCAGUACUACUUUUUGGGAGCUGCAAAGCCAGUACCACUUUUUGGGAGCUGCAAAAGCAGUACUACUUUUUGGGAGAUUCAAAGCCAGUACUACUUUUUGGGAGCUGCAAAGCCAGUACUACCUUUUGGGAGCUGCAAAGCCAGUACUACCUUUUGGGAGCUGCAAAGCCAGUACUACUUUUUGGGAGCUGCAAAAGCAGUACUACUUUUUGGGAGCUUCAAAGCCAGUACUACCUCUUGGGAGCUGCAAAGCCAGUACUACCUUUUGGGAGCUGCAAAGCCAGUACUACCUUUUGGGAGCUGCAAAGCCAGUACUACCUUUUGGGAGCUGCAAAGCCAGUACUACUUUUUGGGAGCUGCAAAAGCAGUACUACUUUUUGGGAGCUGCAAAGCCAGUACUACCUUUUUGGGAGCUGCAAAAAGUAGUACUACCUUUUUGGGAGCUGCAAGCUUUAGGAGCUGCUAAUUUAAAAAACUGCUUGUUGGGCGCUGCUAACUAACAACUUAUCAUUUAAAGCUGGAAACUGAUAAGCUCAAAAUUCGGAUUUUUUUUUUGGGAGCUGCAAACUUGGCAUUUCUCACUGAGAGCUGCAAAUUCAGCAUUUAUCAUUGGGAGCUGCAAAUUGAGAAGAUUUAGAACUGUUAGUUGAGAGCUGCUAACUUGGUAUUUCUCAGUGGGAGCUGCAAAAGCAGUACUACUUUUUGGGAGCUUCAAAGCCAGUACUACCUCUUGGGAGCUGCAAAGCCAGUACUACCUUUUGGGAGCUGCAAAGCCAGUACUACCUUUUGGGAGCUGCAAAGCCAGUACUACCUUUUGGGAGCUGCAAAGCCAGUACUACCUCUUGGGAGCUGCAAAACCAGUACUACCUUUUGGGAGCUGCAAAGCCAGUACUACCUUUUGGGAGCUGCAAAAGUAGUACUACCUUUUGAGAGCUGCAAAGCCAGUACUACUUUUUGGGAGCUGCAAAAGCAGUACUACUUUUUGGGAGCUGCAAAGCCAGUACUACCUUUUGGGAGCUGCAAAGCCAGUACUACUUUUUGGGAGCUGCAAAAGCAGUACUACUUUUUGGGAGUUGCAAAGCCAGUACUACCUUUUGGGAGCUGCAAAGCCAGUACUACCUUUUGGGAGCUGCAAAGCCAGUACUACCUUUUGGGAGCUGCAAAGCCAGUACUACCUUUUGGGAGCUGCAAAGCCAGUACUACCUUUUGGGAGCUGCAAAGCCAGUACUACCUUUUGGGAGCUGCAAAAGCAGUACUACUUUUUGGGAGCUUCAAAGCCAGUACUACCUCUUGGGAGCUGCAAAGCCAGUACUACCUUUUGGGAGCUGCAAAGCCAGUACUACCUUUUGGGAGCUGCAAAGCCAGUACUACCUUUUUGGGAGCUGCAAAAGCCAGUACUACCUUUUUGGGAGCUGCAAAGCCAGUACUACCUUUUUGGGAGCUGCAAAGCCAGUACUACCUCUUUGGGAGCUGCAAAAGCCAGUACUACCUUUUUGGGAGCUGCAAAGCCAGUACUACCUUUUUGGGAGCUGCAAAAGUCAGUACUACCUUUUUGGGAGCUGCAAAGCCAGUACUACUUUUUGGGAGCUGCAAAAGCCAGUACUACUUUUUGGGAGCUGCAAAAGCCAGUACUACCUUUUGGGAGCUGCAAAGCCAGUACUACCUUUUGGGAGCUGCAAAAGCCAGUACUACCUUUUGGGAGCUGCAAAGCCAGUACUACCUUUUUGGGAGCUGCAAAAGUCAGUACUACCUUUUGGGAGCUGCAAAGCCAGUACUACUUUUUGGGAGCUGCAAAAGCAGUACUACUUUUUGGGAGCUGCAAAAGCAGUACUACUUUUUGGGAGCUGCAAAGCCAGUACUACCUUUUGGGAGCUGCAAAGCCAGUACUACUUUUUGGGAGCUGCAAAAGCAGUACUACUUUUUGGGAGCUGCAAAGCCAGUACUACCUUUUGGGAGCUGCAAAGCCAGUACUACCUUUUGGGAGCUGCAAAGCCAGUACUACCUUUUGGGAGCUGCAAAGCCAGUACUACUUUUUGGGAGCUGCAAAAGCAGUACUACUUUUUGGGAGCUUCAAAGCCAGUACUACCUCUUGGGAGCUGCAAAGCCAGUACUACCUUUUGGGAGCUGCAAAGCCAGUACUACCUUUUGGGAGCUGCAAAGCCAGUACUACCUUUUGGGAGCUGCAAAGCCAGUACUACCUUUUGGGAGCUGCAAAGCCAGUACUACUUUUUGGGAGCUGCAAAAGCAGUACUACUUUUUGGGAGCUGCAAAAGCAGUACUACUUUUUGGGAGCUGCAAAGCCAGUACUACCUUUUGGGAGCUGCAAAAGUAGUACUACCUUUUGGGAGCUGCAAGCUUAGGAGCUGCUAAUUUAAAAAACUGCUUGUUGGGCGCUGCUAACUAACAACUUAUCAUUUAAAGCUGGAAACUGAUAAGCUCAAAAUUCGGAUUUUUUUUUGGGAGCUGCAAACUUGGCAUUUCUCACUGAGAGCUGCAAAUUCAGCAUUUAUCAUUGGGAGCUGCAAAUUGAGAAGAUUUAGAACUGUUAGUUGAGAGCUGCUAACUUGGUAUUUCUCAGUGGGAGCUGCAAAGUUAAGAGCUGCUCAUUUAAAACUGUUAGUUGGGCGCUGCUAAUUUGGCACGUAUCACUGAAAGCUGGGAAGUGACAAGCUCAAAAUUCCGAAUUGUUUCUUGAGUGCUUAGAACUCCAAGUAGAAAACUAGCGAAAUUCGUGAGAAAUGCCAGAGAUUCGAAAAAUGAAAAUACCUAGUCAAAAAAUUGAAAAAUACCAAAUGGAUAGUAGAAACAGACUUCUUUUCGAGGACUUCAAUAACUUUUUAUCUUUUAGACAUGUCACUUUGCUUUUUUUAUAAAUUGAACAUUAAAAAAACCAAAAAAAUCAUUAGAAAAAAACUCAGAAAAGGGAAAAAGGUUCAAAGAGAUUCAAUAUAUUAACUAGAGAUGUCAGAUUUCCUGAAAAAGUUGAAAGGUUAAUUAAAAGCUGUAAGUCUACUAUUUUCAAAGACCAUCUCAAAAAAUAUCUUCACUGAGCUAGCCAAAAAAAGAAAGCCAAUGAAAACUAAUAAAUCUUCCUUUGAAGAAUAUUCCAACUCAUUUCAAAAAUCCUUUGAAGCGGAAAGCCAAAAAGCCUGGUCAAAAUAACAUAGAAUGACCGCUCAAAGUUGAAAAAAAAACGGAAUCGAAAAAUAAUUAAUUAUGAAAGACAGAAAAAUCUUCAAAGGCCACCCCGAAACUCUUUCUAGGCUCCCCUCUAGGGACCACUUUACCUCUUCCUAAAGAGGCCAAUAAAAAUGGCCAAAGUGGCCCCUACAGGGACUUUAGUUAAAAGGCACUCUAGAGGGGCAUGCUAGUGGCACUUAUACAUUUGAAUCUAAACAAAAUUUCCAAAAGUCCUAUAGGGACCACUUGAGCUUUAGGGCUUUAAGGUCAGGUCCUAAACCCUAAAUUUCAGCCCUUCAGGAAGCUCUUUUUCCCCCUAACCCUUAUAGGGGCCACUCAGGCGUUCCUAGAAAUAUAAAGGAAUUUGAAGAGCCUCCAAAAAACAGACCAAAAAAAGCGAAUAAAAACGACAAAAUCUUCCGUUGAAGCUUCCUUUUCAGGAAAUCCUUUGAAGUGAAAAGCCGAAAAGCCGGCUGGUCAAAACAACAUAUAGAAUAGCCGAUUAAAGUUGAGCCUCUCCCUAAAGAGGCCACUAAAACUUGCAAAAGUGUCCCCUAUAGGGGCUUUAGUUCGCGGGAACUCUAGAGGAGAAUACUAGUGGUCUUCAAACAUUUGAAUCCAAACAAAAAAUUUAAAAAAUCCUAUAGGGACCACUUGAGCUUUAGGGCUUCAAAGUUGGGUACUAAACCCCUAAGCCCUUAAGGAAGCUCUUUUUUCUUCUGACCUCUAUAGGGGCCUUUCAGGCGUUCCUAGAUAUCUAAAGGAAUUUAAAAGCCUUUGAAAAUAUCAUUCAGACCAAAAAAGCGAAUAAAAACGACAAAAUCUUCCGUUGAAGCUUCCUUUUCAGGAAACCCUUUGAAGUGAAAAGCCGAAAAGCCGGCUGGUCAAAACAACAUAUAGAAUAGCCGAUUAAAGUUGAGCCUCUCCCUAAAGAGGCCACUAAAACUUGCAAAAGUGUCCCCUAUAGGGGCUUUAGUUCGCGGGAACUCUAGAGGAGAAUACUAGUGGUCUUCAAACAUUUGAAUCCAAACAAAAAAUUUAAAAAAUCCUAUAGGGACCACUUGAGCUUUGGGCCUUAAAAUUCAGGUCCUAAACCCCUAAAUUUCAGCCUUUCAGGAAGCUCCUUUUCCCCCUGACCCCUACAGGGGCCACUCAGGCGUUCCUGAGUAUCUAA
This is a messenger RNA of Caenorhabditis auriculariae, 10906 nucleotides long. Lineage: Eukaryota; Metazoa; Nematoda; Chromadorea; Rhabditida; Rhabditidae. The record is from the annotation of a GenBank genome assembly.